Messenger RNA from Thamnophis sirtalis, 1275 nucleotides. NCBI's taxonomy places the organism in Eukaryota, Metazoa, Chordata, Lepidosauria, Squamata, Natricidae. The record is from RefSeq and is a predicted model, not a curated record.
AUGUCCCACAUGCACCUGGAAUCCACUCCCACAAACCCUAGCUACUGCACCCUUACUCUUAAUGGCGGCCGCAAAAAGAGUGCUCCUUUUCAAAGGUCUCAACAUCCUCAUGCUACCUCCUGCCGGCACUUCCACCUUGCCCCCCAGCCCCAGAUCUCCGCAGACUUCCCCCUGUCUCAUGCCGUCCAGCCUCACCUCACAGCCGCUCACCAGCACAACAGCCCACUUCACUCGUCGCUGCCAACUUUACCUACCCUGCCAUUCCAGGAUGUGACGGGACCUCCGUUCCUACCUCAAGCCCUUCACCAGCAAUAUCUCCUCCAGCAGCGGCUCCUCGAGGCUCAACACCGCAGGUUCAUAUCCCAUCCCAGGGAUCUGAGUGUCGAUGCUGGUCUCAGUCACAACCAGUUCCAGGUCAGGCCAGUUCCUCAACAUUAUCAGCAUUAUUUAGCUCCACAAAGGAUGCAUCAUUUCCCCCAGAAUACAUCCUCAACACAGAUGGUUGUCCACGAAAUCAGAAAUUACCCUCAGUUUCAGCUGCUUGCUCUUCAGGGACUGAAUCCAAAUCGGCACACAUCUGCCGUGCGAGAAAGUCAUGAGGUGCCCCCAAAGAAAGGAUUUUUCNUUUUUUCUGAGCUACACCAGGUCUACAUUAUUCUUUCUUCGCUGGAUGAAAGCUAUGAUGAGUUUGUAUCUUCUCUUGAAAUUCUAACCCGACAGGACGUAACAUUAACUGAUAUGACUUCGCGACUGUUGGAAGAGUCAAGAAGAUCAUAUAGGUUUUGGGAGCAAGGCACAAUUAAGGUGUACCAUAGUGCUAACGCUAAAUUUCUAGAGAAUGUUGGGUGGAAUAGACUAGAAACCAAUGAUGAAGUAGUCAUUGACACCCAAGUAGACCAUGAGAGUAGGACAGAAAUAUCACAAUCAAGUAAUGAAGGGAAGAUGUCUACUCAGAAGGAGGAAGUAAUAAAGCAGGAGGACAUUCAACAGGCUAGUCCACCUAUAAGCCCCGAGUUACCCAGAUGUUCAACUCGAGUAACUCGGCCACCUGACAGAUAUCAGGCAUCUAUUGCAUGUCAGAUGGACAAGGUGCCUGCUACCUACCAUGAAAUGACUACAUAUCCCACUGAGGAUCAAAAGGGAUUUGAUCAGUCAGCUAAUGACUACGACAAAGUUUUUGCUCCUAGUUUCAAAGCAACCACAUUGCGUGCAGCAUUAGUAUGGGCAGUGAAGCAGAAGUAUGUGGUGCACCGCUGCAGCAUACCAUAUACAUGA